AUGUACCAAGAGCAUUACAAUGCUCUCUUCUCCAUGGACUUCAUGGAGACCAAGUACCCACAUGUUGACACAAUGAAGGCCCUUGGAAUCUUUGAGGAUGUGGAGUUGGUCUCAAGAACAUGCACUUGGCCAAGACUUGCAGCUGGAAUCUUGUUUGGGUUCAACUAUGGAGAGGGUACCAAGUGGAACUUCAAGGAAAAGGAACUCCAAAGGGUUUGGGCUACAAUCGCUGAUGGAGUGUACUCUUCCUCAAGGUCCAAGGCAGCUCAGAUCAGGAGCCCAGUCUUGAGAUAUGUGCACAAGGCACUUGCCAACACCUUCUUUGCAAGGAAGGCGACCGGGACAAUCAACGAGGGGGAACUCAAGUUUCUUGACAUGGGAAUCAAGCCCAUCUCUCACGCACAAGCGAUGGCAAGAGGAUCAGGGGAGAUAGAUCUGACACAGGGAACUUGA
Molecule: messenger RNA, 453 nt
Organism: Microthlaspi erraticum
Lineage: Eukaryota; Viridiplantae; Streptophyta; Magnoliopsida; Brassicales; Brassicaceae
Source: the annotation of a GenBank genome assembly